Molecule: messenger RNA, 392 nt
Organism: Funneliformis mosseae
Lineage: Eukaryota; Fungi; Glomeromycota; Glomeromycetes; Glomerales; Glomeraceae
Source: the annotation of a GenBank genome assembly
GACCAAUGAUUAAUAGUUGUCAUCAUGAAGCAAAGUGUAAAUAUUGUUUUGAAAAGAUGGGUGGUAUACCUGCUAAUAUGUUACAAUAUCUUAAAGAAGAUUGUUCUAAAAUUAGUAAAGAAAUUCGUGAUACUCUUCAUUCUUUUGUGAAUAGAAAUAUAUCUCAAAAUGAAGCAACAGCAAUACAUUGCCAACUAUUACAUGCCUUACUUUCAGCAAAUGUUCCUUUCUCUUUCGUAGAUAAUUCUGAAGUUAUCAAAUUAUUUAGAAUGUUACAACCUUCAUAUAAUCUUUCAUCAAGAAAAUGGAUUAGCAUUGAAAUUUUAGAUCAAAUAGGAUUUGUAUCUGAUAGUGGAUCAGAUAUGGUUAAAGCACAACGUCUUAUGCGUCAA